Lasiodiplodia theobromae is the source of this 711-nucleotide messenger RNA. RefSeq names its product Myb-like DNA-binding domain protein. Gene Ontology annotation, molecular function: protein heterodimerization activity; histone binding. The transcript is spliced from 4 exons. The coding region runs from base 1 to 711 and encodes 236 amino acids. The record is from RefSeq and is a predicted model, not a curated record. Gene Ontology annotation, cellular component: nucleus. NCBI's taxonomy places the organism in Eukaryota, Fungi, Ascomycota, Dothideomycetes, Botryosphaeriales, Botryosphaeriaceae.
AUGGCUCAUCGUUCCCGCCUGCUGCCGCCUGCAGAUGCCGAGCACUAUGACGACCUCUCCGAGCUCGAGCGUGAGCGCCACGAGAAUGACAUGCGCCUGAAGAACACGUUUGAGCACAUCUUCGAGAAAUACUCGCGCGACUUUACUGAUAUUGGCGACGAAAUCGACCUCGAGACCGGCGAGAUUGUCGUUAACAACGGUCACCUUGCCCGCUUAGAGGACGAGCGCGACACCGGCGAGGAUUUUGAGGAUUGGUCCGGAGAGGGAGAAGAGGACGAGGACGACGUGGUCGACGGAUAUCCCUACGAGCGCUACGGGGUUGCGGACAGUCUGGAGGAGGAUGAGCUUCUCAGCUCCCCACCACGCAAUCGUAGUCAACGCAUCCAGUCUGGGAUGCUCCUCCAUUACCCCGUUCCUCCCGUUCUGCACGCCGUCCUGCGCCUCCACCACCAGGUCGCUGUGGUCAACUGGGCGUUCAGCUGGCCGCCCAAGAGCGCAAGAUCUGGAACGAAGUUGGGUUUGAAGAAGAAGAGGGAGAGAGCUUUCAAGAACCUGAAGGCAAUGGCCAUCAAGAAGCAGAUUCUGUGGACAUUGUGUAUGAGGAUCAAGAUCAAGUCAAUACGUGGGCAGAAGAAGAUGACGUUAUGGAUAUCGAGGGAACCAGCGAAGUCGUCGAAGAUCCUCUUAGGAUCUCCGAGAUGGACGACAUAG